This is a messenger RNA of Stylophora pistillata, 1805 nucleotides long. Its product is annotated as smad nuclear-interacting protein 1. Lineage: Eukaryota; Metazoa; Cnidaria; Anthozoa; Scleractinia; Pocilloporidae. Gene Ontology annotation, molecular function: protein binding. The record is from RefSeq and is a predicted model, not a curated record.
UGUAAAGUAUAUGAAGUUACGACGAAGUUUAAAAAAUGGCGAGCGUGGUGAGAAGACAUCGUUCGAGAUCGCGAUCGCCUGCACGAAACAGAGGAAAUCGAGACGAUCGUGGUAACGAAAGAGAACGUGAUAGGCGAAGGCAACACAGGGACAAGCAUCAAGAAACAAGAAAUAACCGAGUAGAUAGGAGGAGUCGUCACCAAGACACAAGUCAUGGGAGCACAUCAACCAGAAGAAGAGAAUGGGACAGAGAUAAGGAUCACAGUGAAAAAGCUCCUGAAGCUUUUCAUCCAGAGAGAAGAUACCACAACAGAAGGCAUGAAAGACAACAUUCGCCAACUGAGCCCCAAGCAUCUGUUGAGGACAGUGGUGGACAAGAUGGCAGCCUUGAACCAGAUGGUCCCAACUACAAUCUUUCAGGAAAAUUAACGGAAUAUUCAAACACUUACAAGGGUGUGGUUAUCAAAUAUAAUGAGCCUGCAGAGGCCAGAAAGCCAAGGACAAGAUGGCGUCUUUAUCCUUUUAAAGGAGAAGAGGCAAUGUCUGUUAUGCACAUUCACAGACAAAGUGCUUAUUUGAUUGGAAGACAGAGACAUAUUGUUGAUAUUGCAGUAGAUCAUCCAUCUUGCUCAAAACAGCAUGCAGUCCUCCAAUACAGACUGGUAGAUUAUGAAAGGCCAGAUGGUACUUCUAGCAAAAAAGUCAAACCAUAUAUCAUUGACCUGGAAUCUGCAAAUGGAACAUUCCUCAACAACCAGAAAAUUGAGCCCAGAAGAUUCUAUGAGUUGAAGGAAAAGGAUGUUCUUAAAUUCGGCUUCAGUACAAGAGAGUAUGUGAUUCUAACGGAGAAGUCUCAGGUUGAGGAUGAUGAAGAUGAAGAUCCAGCUGAAUGAUACAGAAUACUGCGAGAAUUUAAAGAUAAAGAAUAACUGUGGGAUUUCAAAAGUAACACAGAUAGCUCUGCCAAGCCACAAAAAAGACCAUUUUUUUGUUUUCCAUAAAUUAACGGGAAGAAGCUCAGAGGAGCAGAGGAGAAUUGUCCCAGUCCAUGAACUUGUUACGGAGAUUUUUAUCAAAUUUUCUGUUUUAUCACUUGAAGAAUGACUUCAGUUUGUCUCGGAAGAGCAAAAUUUUUUGAUUGUCGUCUAAGUAGAUCGUUUUUAAUAUUCUUCCUGGAACCGAGCUGUUUUAGACAUUCCCUUCACACAAUUUAGUUAAGUAAAACCAUGAGAAAAAGUCCCUUUAUUUUCUCUCGGUAAAACGGGAAUGAGGUUUAUCGCUCGUAGAGUAGUGUUUCGCAUGUGGUCCUCUGUAGAAGUAGCGCUUCCAAUGCAGCUGGCUCUGUUGUUUAUGUCCGCCGUCUACUUUUCGAUUUUAUAAUAAAUGCGGCCUUCGGAUAUCACAUGGUCGACAGACAGACCGCCUUGUGGAAAAGCAGCCAUACGACUGUAUGAACCUUUAUCUUUUAUGCUUCUCUUGCCAUGUACAGUCCUGUUUUCUCUAUAAUGAAAAGAGACAACGAGCAGCGUUUAAGAAAGCACUCUUUAUGGGCACAUUUUACUUCUGUGAAGAAGCCAAGUAUACCCUUUAAGUUGACAGAACAGUUAGAAACGACCAAGGUUAGUGAUAAUUAUGUACAAGUUACAGUAAUCUUAGUAUGUAGAUUCUACCGAAAGUGGUCGGGGAGAAGAUGGAUUGGAAGUGAAACUUCUUGCUUACGACAUUGUACUUAUUUUGUGUUGGUCGCUUUCGCAUUUUGUAUUCUUGUUAAGAGUGUUUGUCGUGCUUAAAGUAGUAGAUCUGUA